AUGGGGAUCCAUCUGUUAACCCGCAGUAUCGAGCAGCGAGUCGAAGUGGCAGACCAAAACCCCCAGCAACUUCCACCAUCCACCCCAUCCGCCUCCGACCAUCCAUCCACGCCGCAACCCCCUCGACCUCCUUCCAACACAGUCUUCUCAGCCCCCGCAGCGACUAUACCUUCUGCGAACUUAGCAAACCACGACCCGUCGCCUACCUCAGAUAUCGUACCCGGUGUUGAGGAACGCCAAUUUAUCCAUUAUUCUGUGCCGCGCCAGAUUUUAGGGAGAAGACAACGAUCUCCAGACGACGAUAACGACGUCGCCGGCUUGCAGUCAGAGCUCCCGGAAGCUCUUGCUUCCCAUAUUAUCCCCAACGAGAGUCCUAGGAGGAAACGUAGGCGUGCCAAUAGUACCAUGUUAACGGAUACGGACAGACCGGCAGCUUCUAAUGGCACUUCUAGGCCUUAUGCCAAUGGGAAGUCGCUUCGGGGGUCAUCAAGUUCUACAAAUGGGACCAGUAAGGUAGCCUCGGCAGUUAAUGGAUCAUCUAAAGUGCGACCGUCGGAGACAUAUUUCGGCCAUGAUCGCGAAGAAGUCACAAGAUUAUUAUUACAAGCACUCACAGAUAUGGGUUACCAUUCUGCAGCACAGAGUGUGAGCCAGGAGAGCGGCUUUGAGCUGGAAAACCCGAUGGUUGCUGCAUUUAGGAAUGCCGUGCUCGGGGGGAGCUGGAAUGAAGCAGAGCAGCUACUUUCUGGAGCAAUAGUAUCCGGCGGCCGGACUGGUGAGAAUGGUAAUGGGUUGGUGUUGGCGAAUGGCGCCGAUAGACGGAUGAUGAGAUUCUGGAUACGACAGCAAAAAUUCUUGGAACUCUUAGAGAACAGAGAAACUGGCCGCGCCCUAAUGGUACUCAGAAACGAACUCACACCGUUAUAUCAAGAUACCCAGAAACUUCAUUUCUUAUCUAGUCUACUCAUGUGUCAGAAAACGGAAGACUUGAAGUUUAAAGCUGAGUGGGAUGGCGCAUAUGGAGAAUCUCGACGUGUUCUCCUAUCCCAAUUAUCAAGAUGCAUCUCGCCGUCGGUCAUGCUUCCUGAGCAUCGCCUAGCCAUACUUUUAAACCAAGUUAAGUCAAAUCAAAUCGGAAGUUGUCUCUGGCAUUCCAGCGCCGCUUCACCGUCGUUAUACUCAGAUCACGUGUGUGAUCGAAGACGAUUCCCAGCGGAAAACGUUUUAGAAUUAGACGAGCAUGAGGAUCAGGUCUGGCAGAUCAAAUUUUCACAUGAUGGAACAAAAUUAGCCAGUUGUGGUAAGGGCAAGGUGGUUAUUAUUUGGGAUGUUCCUUCCUUCCGACCACUUCAUUACCUCAGGGAUCACGAUGACGGGGUCGGUAAUGUCUCCUGGAGUUGGGAUGAUUCUAUGCUGGUUACAUGCAGCCAGGAUCGCCAUGCGAGAUUAUGGGAUGUUAAUACUGGUACUUGUCUCAAAACGUUUGAACGAUUUCAAGAGCCGGUCACUAGCUGCGUAUGGGCAACAGAUAGCAAAACCUUCAUUACGGGUGCUCUUGAUAAAACUCACGGUCUUAUUCAAUGGAGCAUUUCCGGAGAUAAGGUGUACGACUGGAACUGUCUUCACAGAGUUGAGGACUUAGCUAUCUCGCCAGAUGGUCACUGGCUCGUGGCAUCAGAUGGUGGAACUCAUAUUCACGUUUACAAUUUCAUUACGCAUCGAUUAGAAUACGAGAUGGAUUUACAGGCCAGAUUGACUUCGAUCAGCAUCAGCAAUAACUCUCGACAUCUCCUAGUGAACCACAAUAAUGGUGUUGCGGUUCUUAUUGAUCUUAUUCUCCGCGAGCCGGUUCAAAAGUAUGCCGGCUUUACCGGUGGGAAAUUUAUGAUCAGGAGUGUAUUUGGAGGAGCUGAUGAAAGCUUCGUAAUUAGUGGGAGCGAAGACGGAUCGAUUAACGUCUGGCAUAAGGCUAGUGCCCAGCUAGUCGAGAAGCUUCCUGGACACACUCCUGGAUGCAAUUCGGUCUCGUGGAACCCAGCUAAUCCAUGCUUGUUUGCGUCGUGUGGGGACGACGGCAAAAUCAAGAUAUGGUCUAACAACGAGUGGCGCCAUGCUCAUCGCGAGAUGACCGAAUCGUUGGCUACACUAGGGGGUAUUUCAGAUCCCGCUCUGAUCAAACUCGUCAACAGACUGCAAGAUGUUUUUUCUACCGUCGGUGUCAAUAAUCCUAUCGAUCUACCGCAAAUAGUCGUCGUCGGAAGUCAAUCUAGCGGUAAAAGUUCCGUGCUUGAGAACAUCGUUGGUCGAGACUUCUUACCUCGAGGUUCCGGUAUCGUAACAAGACGACCUCUCAUUCUACAACUUAUUAACCGACCUCCUGUCGCCCAAACGAACGGAGUUAACGACGACGUCACUAACUCUACGGAUAAGGCAGCCAACGCAGAUGAGUGGGGCGAGUUCUUGCACAUUCCUGGACAGAAGUUCUACGACUUUAACAAGAUUCGGGAUGAGAUCAGCAGGGAGACGGAGGCCAAAGUCGGCCGCAACGCUGGAAUUUCGCCCGCGCCGAUCAACCUAAGAGUCUAUUCUCCCAACGUCUUGACCCUAACGUUGGUCGAUUUGCCCGGUCUUACAAAGGUUCCCGUAGGAGAUCAACCAAGAGAUAUCGAGCGGCAGAUUAAAGAUAUGGUUCUGAAGUACAUCCAAAAGUCGAAUGCUAUCAUCUUGGCUGUUACUUCUGCCAACAUCGAUUUAGCUAAUUCGGACGGUCUUCAACUUGCCAGGGAAGUAGAUCCCGAAGGACAGAGGACAAUCGGUGUCUUGACGAAGGUGGAUCUGAUGGACGAGGGUACGGACGUUGUUGAUAUUCUUGCUGGACGCAUUAUUCCGCUACGACUUGGAUAUGUGCCUGUCGUGAACAGAGGUCAACGGGAUAUUGAUAACAAGAAGCCCAUUUCGGCAUCCCUCGAAACGGAGAAGAACUUCUUCGACAACCACAAGGCUUAUCGGAACAAGAGCUCAUACUGCGGUACCCCGUAUCUAGCGAGAAAGCUCAACUUGAUUUUGAUGAUGCACAUUAAACAAACUCUACCUGAUAUAAAGGCAAGAAUUGCUAGCUCACUACAAAAGUACACUGCCGAGCUCGAAAGUCUAGGCCCGUCGAUGCUAGGCAACAGCGCGAAUAUUGUUCUUAACAUCAUUACCGAAUUUACGAAUCAAUGGCGGACUGUUUUGGAAGGUAACAAUGGCGAGCUGUCCAGCACAGAACUCUCUGGUGGUGCCAGAAUCAGCUUCGUAUUCCACGAAUUAUACUCCAAUGGUGUCAAGGCGGUCGAUCCUUUUGAUGUUGUGAAAGAUGUCGAUAUCAGGACGAUACUAUAUAACUCAUCUGGUUCUUCCCCGGCGCUCUUCGUUGGAACAACCGCUUUCGAAGUGAUCGUUAAGCAGCAGAUCAAGCGACUCGAGGAGCCCAGUCUCAAAUGUGUCUCGCUCGUUUAUGACGAGCUCGUGCGCAUCCUGUCACAACUCCUUACUAAAGCACUAUACAGGAGAUACCCGCAGCUGAAGGAGAAGUUCCACGGCGUCGUUAUCAGUUUCUUCAAGAAGGCCAUGGAGCCCACCAAUAAGCUUGUAAGGGACCUCGUAGCUAUGGAGUCAUGCUAUAUCAACACAGCUCAUCCCGACUUCCUUAACGGCCACCGAGCAAUGGCCAUCGUAAACGAGCGGUAUAACGGCGCAAAACCUGUUCAGGUCGAUCCCAAGACCGGGAAGCCUCUACCAGCAUCAGCUACGCCGGGACGUGCUGCUAGUCCCUCAAUAGACAACCUGGAUAACAAUUCGGGCUUCUUCGGCAGUUUCUUCGCUGCCAAGAACAAGAAGAAGGCCGCCGCUAUGGAGGCUCCUCCUCCGACACUAAAGGCUUCUGGAACUCUUUCCGAGAGAGAGAACAUCGAAGUUGAAGUUAUCAAAUUGCUAAUUGCUUCGUAUUUCAACAUUGUCAAGAGAACAAUGGUCGACAUGGUUCCCAAGGCUAUCAUGUUGAACCUUGUCUCGUAUACUAAGGAGGAAAUGCAACGAGAACUCUUGGAGAACAUGUACCGAAAUGAUACCCUGGAUGAUCUGCUAAAGGAGAGUGAUUACACCAUCCGUCGGCGGAAGGAGUGCCAGCAGAUGGUCGAGUCCCUUGGCAAGGCCAGUGAGAUCGUGAGCCAAGUUCAGUAA
Daldinia childiae is the source of this 4221-nucleotide messenger RNA. RefSeq names its product Vacuolar protein sorting-associated protein 1. Gene Ontology annotation, cellular component: membrane; microtubule; cytoplasm. Bases 1 to 4221 code for a protein of 1406 amino acids. The record is from RefSeq and is a predicted model, not a curated record. Gene Ontology annotation, molecular function: GTPase activity; microtubule binding; GTP binding. Gene Ontology annotation, biological process: peroxisome organization. NCBI's taxonomy places the organism in Eukaryota, Fungi, Ascomycota, Sordariomycetes, Xylariales, Hypoxylaceae. The transcript has 11 exons.